Molecule: messenger RNA, 669 nt
Organism: Botrytis porri
Lineage: Eukaryota; Fungi; Ascomycota; Leotiomycetes; Helotiales; Sclerotiniaceae
Exons: 2
Coding region: 1-669 (222 amino acids)
Source: RefSeq, a predicted model, not a curated record
AUGUCCAGAAUUCCAACACGAGUAAUGAUAAUUUCCGACACUCAUGAACAUUCCCUCAAUGGAGCGGAUACGCCCGAGGUGGAUAUCCUCCUCCAUACUGGCGAUUUAACCAAUUUCGGUGAAUUGAACGCCUUGAAAGAGUCUGUCAAGAUGACGGGUACCAUCGAAGCCGAAUUAAAACUAACGUGUGGAUCUAUGGGCUUCCAAUACCAAAUACAUGAAGAUCGGUUUAACGACGCAAGUCAAGUCGCUCCGGGCCAGAUUUCAAUCGCCACAAAUCCUAUUCCUGAAGGUGUUGAUAUUUUCAUGACUCAUGGUCCUCCACAUACGAUUCUGGACCAAGUUGAUGGCUCUUAUAAAGGUUGUCGUAAUCUUCUUCGUGCUGUAGGCCGUGUUCGACCACUUAUGCAUUGCUUCGGACAUAUUCACGAAGGAAAUGGCGCCAAUCUUGUAACUUGGAAACCGGAUGGUAGCGUAAAGGAUCCAUCAUUAGCUACACCGAUGGAGACAGAACAGGUCAACGAGUAUCCGUGUACAAAUGAGUGGCCAAUCCAAUCUGGAAAACAAACUCUGAUGGUAAACGCAGCAAUCAUGAUGAAUACUGCAGAGGGAAUGCGUCCAAAUUAUAAGCCUUUUGUAGUAUCACUCGAUCUGCCUCGCCACCAUUGA